CAGUGAAAAUAUUCUCUCUCUUACACACACACACACAGCAGAGUGUGAAAAGGAGAGAGAGAGAGAUACAGUCUGGAUAUUUGAAAAUGGUUGCGUGAAAAAGAAGAGUAGUAUCUCUGUGCUUUCUUGAUAGAUUCAUUCCAACACACACACACACACACACACACACAAAAACACACAGUAAUACACGCAGUAUCACACCACAGUAAUAAUGGGAUGGAAAUUAGAACAACCUCGGAAAGAGAAAGAGAGAGUUCAAUCCGUACUCGAACUUCUCAAGAAACAAUCUCCUCUUACUGUCAAACAGGAGAAGUUCUGCAACAAUGCUUGUGUGGAGAGGUUCUUGAAAUCAAAAGGAGAUAGUGUGAAGAAAGCAGCUAAGCAGCUUAAGAAUUGUCUUUCAUGGCGAGAUUCCAUUAUCUGCACUGAUAAUCUGAUAGCUGAUGAAUUCUCUGCUGAGAUUGGUGAGGGUGUUGCCUAUGUUGCUGGUCAUGACGAUGAAUUAAGGCCUGUCGUGAUAUUCCGAAUCAAGCAAGAUUAUCAGAAAUUCCAUUCUCAGAAACUGUUUACUAGGCUGCUAGUAUUCACACUGGAAGUUGCCAUACAAACCAUGGUUAAAAAUGUUGACCAAUUUGUUCUCCUCUUUGAUGCCUGCUUUUUCAGGUCAGCGUCUGCUUUUAUGAAUAUGUUGUUGCCAGCACUGAAAAUAGUAGCGGAUUAUUAUCCGGGUCGGGUUCACAAGGCCUUUGUAAUUGACCCGCCCUCCCUAUUUCCUUAUCUUUGGAAGGGAAUGAAAUCAUUUGUGGAGCUUUCACCAUUGACAACGGUGGUCUCUUCGAUCGAUUUCGAGGACUCGCAAGAGUACUACAACGACUUCACGACGUACCCUCGAGCGGCUUCCCUCCGUUUCGACACCUCAUCGGCCGCGAAGCUCGGCCCGUGCUCCUCCUCGAGAUUCUCCUUCACCGUCUCCCACCACUUGGACUCGCUCAAACCGUGGUACCUCUCGUUGACCAACGACACGUCAGCGUCAAAAGUGGGGCCCACCACGAACCCUAAUUCCCUCUCGUCGGGUCCAACCAUCUCACCUCUCAACGCGAGGUCCCACUCCUUCGCCUCCCCGACCGCCCGGGGGCCGCCGCCACCGCCACGCGGCGGCGGCGGCACCGACUUCUUCGUCCGGAAGGGAUUCUUCCCAUCGACGCCGAUGCCGCAGAAGACGCAAAAGUUUGACCAGUCAACCAUCCGCCACCCAAGAACUCCGAAACCCUCGUUCCUUCAAUCCCCGGCGAUGUUCUUCCGGUCGAAUAAAGAUGUGAUUCAUCAAGCGAGCAAAAUCGAGAAGUCGCGCGAGUCGUUCGUUCCGUUUCUGAAGUUCUACCGAAGGCCGUACGACGAGAUGAUCUACCGGUCGAAGAUGAGGCCUCCGUUGGGUGGCCUCAUCUCGAUCGUCUCCCCACAAAUCAUCCGCCGACACAUGUCGAUCUCCCAACGGUUCUAGAUCAAGAAAUUAAGAGUGCAUGCAUAGAUUUAUAUAUAAUAUAUAUCUUCCCCUUUAACCAAAAUAAUUGUUAUAACUAAUUCAUUGUUUUCUCCUAAUUAAAUUGUUUCUCAAUUUCAAAAGGGUAAUUUAUUGCAUAGUUAUAGUUCACUGAUUUUGUCUCCAAGAUUUUGUGUAAAGAAAUAGACUGCGUGCUAAGUGGUUUGUGAAAUGUCGUGCAAUAUAAUUAUA
Erythranthe guttata (spotted monkey flower) is the source of this 1732-nucleotide messenger RNA. RefSeq names its product Sec14p-like phosphatidylinositol transfer family protein. Lineage: Eukaryota; Viridiplantae; Streptophyta; Magnoliopsida; Lamiales; Phrymaceae. The record is from RefSeq and is a predicted model, not a curated record.